AUGCCAGACCUCUCUGUACCACCAAACCUACCCAUUCAUCUGCGAAACCAGAUAAGUGAACUGGUUAGAGAUUAUAAGGAGGAGAAUUUAACAUUGAAAGGUUAUGAAGCUAAACGUAAGCAUCUUCUAGACCAAUAUGCUAAUGGGCAACGCUUCCCUCUUGCACCAUUACGUUCGCCAACAAGAAGACCACCCGCAUUUCACAAGAGAAAUCAAAGUUGGGGUUCUUCAAUAUGGUCGCAUGGUGGGUCUUUUUUUAAUGAUACAAAUUCUAUUGCAUCUUCGGUAUACCAGGGGAAUCCUGCCGAUCAUAACAGUGAUGGCGGUUCAGAGGCUCCAUACAUGUUUCAAAGGGGACAAAGUGGUCGGCAAUCAGUUUACAGAGUUACUACGGUAAAUUCUAAUUCAGGCUAUUCAACACCAAGAGCAAGGCAUAAUGAAUCAAGUGUCCAUUUAUCAAUUCCCUCGAACGAAAUCUCAGGAGUUCCAUAUAAUCCAAUGAUACCGCUAUUACCAAGGGAGGAGAAUCCAACGAAUUCGGAUUCAUUAACAUCAGUGCUGAGAGGGAGAUUUGAAAAUUAUCCUGGUGAAACUGCUAUGAUCAGCGUUAAUGAAAAGGGUAAAGAAACAUAUAUAUCUUGGGAUAAAUUGUAUUUGAGAGCUGAGAAAGUUGCACACAUUUUGAGUAAGGAAAAACUUUACAAAAUGGAUAAAGUAUUACUGUGGUAUAAUAAAAACGAAAUAAUUGAUUUUACCGUUGCACUGCUGGGAUGCUUCAUUGCAAGUAUGGUUGCAGUGCCAGUUUCGUUUGAAAUUUACUCACUGGGGGAAAUUACAGAAAUUAUAAAAUUGACAAGUUCCAAAUCAGUUUUAAUCUCUGAGGACUGUUACGAGCAAUUGGAAAACUUAUAUUCCACAUCAAAUCAUAAUAGAAUUAAAGUGAUUAGAAGUGAAUUUUUCUCACAGAUUUCAUUUAUAAAGACUGACGAUUUGGGCCAAUAUUCAAAGGCUAAAAAGACUACACCAACUUUUGAUAUACCGAACAUUUCAUACAUCGAAUUUACUAGGACACCUCUGGGUAGAUUGUCUGGUGUAGUAAUGAAACACAAGAUUCUUUCCAACCAGAACAACAUUUUUACAAAUAUUCUAAAUUCAAGAGCCAUGCCCCAUUGGAAAAAGGGUAACGUUAAAAAGGCAUUCAAAAAGAGAGAUUCCUCCGAGAGAUAUAACAUCUUAAACAGUUUGGAUCCUACAAGAUCCACGGGGCUCGUGCUGGGGGUUUUCUUUAACAUUUUUUCAGGAAAUUUAUUAAUCUCUGUGGAUCAUCGUUUAUUACAAAAGCCUGGUGCUUAUGAAAAUCUGAUAGAAAAAUAUAAAGCUGACAUUCUGCUCAACGAGCAAUUGCAGUUAAAGCAAGUGGUCAUCAAUUAUUUGGAAGAUCCUCAAUCUACCAUAUCCAAAAAGCAUAGAAUCGAUUUAAGCUGUAUCAAAUGUUGCUUGACGUGCUGUACCACUAUCGAUACGGAUGUGUUGGAUAUGAUUGUACAGAAAUGGCUGAAGAAUUUGGGUUGUAUCGAUGCAUCAACGUGUUAUUCUCCAAUUUUAACUCUGCCUGAUUUUGGUGGUGUUUUCUUAUCAGUUAGAGAUCAACUAGGAAAAUUGGAUAAUUUUCAAAUUCAUGAAUCUAAAUUACGUUUGCAGGAUGAAUUAUUUAUUAAUAAGGAAAAAUUGAGGGGCAAUAUCGUGGAACCAAGCAUUACCGCUAUGAUUAAUUCUUCGAGUUCAUUUAAAGAUUACUUGAGAGUAACUUCCUUUGGAUUCCCCAUUCCUGACGCAAUGCUUUGUGUGGUAAAUCCAGACGACAACACAUUAGUGCCUGAUUUAACUGUUGGUGAAAUUCUCGUUCGUUCUGAUAGUUUAACAGACGAGUUUUAUCAAAUGGAUCGUGUUAAUAAUUUUGUAUUCAAGGCCAGAUUAAAUUAUCCAAAGAUGUACAGCUUCCUUACAAGUGAAAUCACUUCACCGACAGCAGGUGACAGGUUAUCAACCAUCAUGAACAUUUGUCCGUCCACGAUUUUCUUUUUGAGAACGAAAUUGAUGGGAUUCGUGCAUAAUGGUAAGAUCUAUGUCUUGUCCAUGGUAGAGGACAUGUUUUUGCAAAAUCAAUUGAUCAGGCUACCCAAUUGGGCCCAUACCUCCGAUGUGAGAAAGGCAAGGAAACCCAGUUCAGAAGGUGAUAAAGGCUCUGAUACAAUGUCCUUGGCUAGCACAAAUUUGAAAACUGGAAAGGAUGAGAAGGACAUUAGACGUGUUGUACAGACAUAUUAUUUGCAGCAAGUCACUGAAACACUUGUCCGUACUGUCAGUACUGUUUAUGAAGUUUCUGCUUUUGAAUUAAAUCACAAUAAGGAUGAGCAUUUCUUGGUGGUCGUCGUGGAGAGUAGUUUAUCGAAGCUGCCAACGUCUCAUAGUACCUCGGUUACAGAAGCUGAAUCUCAAAAGAAAACCACGGAAAAAAAGAUGAAUGAGCUAAUUGAUCAAGUUUAUAGGAUUUUAUGGAUUUUCCACAAAAUUCAACCGACUUGUGUUAUGGUUGUACCCUUAGAAUCCCUACCCAGACGCUAUUGCUCCUUAGAAAUUGCUAACAGCACUGUGGAGAAGAAGUUUUUGAAUGGUGAACUGCCGGCUACUUUCGUCAAAUUUCAGUUUGAUAACGUUAUUUUGGAUUUUGUCCCUCAUUCUGUUUUUUACAACGAAAGUAUCUUCUCUGAGCACUUGUCUAACAUGAGAAGGACAGCAUUUCUAGAAGAAUAUCGUGCAACCCAUCCAAAUUUUUCAUUGGAUCAACAAUAUCCGUUGCCUGAUGAGACACCUUGGCAAUCCUCUGGGAUAGAUUACCGAGAGACUUCAAUUGACUUAAGAACCCAUAAGAGUCUCGCUUCUUUUCCUAGUAUUCUGGAUAUUUUGGAAUGGAGAAUUAGAGAAACCGGUAAUGAAUUUGCCUUUAGCGAUGGCGUGACUAUUGGUUACUCUUCAAACAACGAAAAUGCACACAAGAAAGUAUCUUGGAAGGCGUUUGAAAGAAUCAUAGCAGCCUUUUUAAAGAAAAUUGUAGAAUCCAAGACUCCACUUAAACGUGGUGAUAAAGUGGUCAUCGUGUGUGAGAAUUCAGUGGAGUACACCGCUAUUGUUAUUGCAUGCAUGUAUUGUAAUCUAGUGAUUAUACCAUAUCCCAUCUUUAGAGAAGAAAAUAUUGAAGAAGACGUGUCUUAUCUGGUUAAAGUGAUUAGGGCUUAUGGUGUCAAGAGAAUUUUCAUGGAUUUAACCACUCAUAAUAUUUUUGAGGAUAACCCCAUAUUGACCAAAAUUUUGAAGAGAUGCAAACAUGAUAUUCCCAAGAUUACUGUGUUUUCCAAAGUAAAGAAGAAGAAUAAUCUCACCAUCAAUAUGUUUGCUUCUCAAUUACGCACGAAAUUUGGCCCUAAACCAGGGUUGAACCAUAAUAGUCACCCCUGUGUCAUUUGGAUUGAUGAUGAAUUUGACAUCAAAAAGGAUAUACACGUUGUGAUGAAUCAUGCUUCACUGAUGAACUCUUUGAAAAUUUUAAAGGAAACUUUAGGCUUGAGCAGCGAGAACCCAAUAUUCUCUCUUUGCUCUUACACAGUUGGAAUGGGAUUUAUGAUGAGCUGUAUGGUGGGAAUAUACGUCGGUUGUACGACGAGUUUGUUCUCUUUAGAUGAAGUAUAUUCAAACCCCAGCGGGUUCUUGAUCGGUCUUCAAAAUAUGAAUGUUAAGGAUUUAUACUUAAACUUUGAGACCUUUUGCAUAUUAACGGAGAAGGCCAACGAGUUGGUGGAGGGAAACAAGGGUAAAUUAAGCUCUUUGGAGAAAAGCUCCAAGAAGCAUACACCAACUCCUACUUUAUUGAAGCCGGAUUUUUUGAGAAAUGUACAAAACCUUAUGAUUCCAUUUUCUGGUAGGCCUAAUACGAAAAGGAUAGAAGAAUUGUUACGUAGAAAUACGAACAUCACAAUUAGUAGGGCACAGAUAAACUACCUUUACCGGAAUCAUUUGAAUCCUCAUAUUUCUUUGAGGUCAUAUCUUGGAUCACCUCCUGUGGAUAUGUAUUUGGACUCAAUCGCCCUACGAGAAGGUAUCAUUAAAACGGUAAAUCCUGCUGAAGUGUCACCUCGUGGAUAUAUCCGUGUACAAGAUUCAGGUAUUGUGGCUGUAUGCACAGAUGUCUCCAUUGUGAAUCCAGAAACUAAUCUUCCAUGUAGUAAUGGAGAAUUGGGUGAAAUAUGGUGUUGUUCUGAAGGAAAUGUACAUGACUAUUAUAUCUGCCAAGAUGCAAAUGAUGUUACAGGUAAGCCGACUUUGACAAAUGAUCCAUUUAUUACAAACCAAUUCAAGAGCAAACUCCAGACGGAUGUAGAUAAUGGUCUUACAUAUUUGAGGACAGGUGAUCUAGGAUUUAUUAAAAGAGUGACUUGCGCGGACUCAGCAGGUAACUCUCUUGAUUUGAACCUGUUGUUCGUUCUGGGUAGUAUUAAUGAGACGGUGGAAAUCUUGGGAUUGGCCCAUUUCGUUAGAGAUUUAGAGAAAACCAUUAGACAUACUCACCCAAGUAUUCAAAAAUGUAUUGUUUCCAAAGCUGGUGGUUUACUUGUAUGCCUUGUCAAAUGCCGUGAUAAUUCUAAUGCUAAAUUUGCUAAUCUUGCGGCACUGAUUGUCUCAGAACUAUUAAAGAAUCACGGUGUCAUCCUGGAUCUAUGUGCAUUUGUUAGUCAAGACCCAUCUCAAGUUAAUCUUCCUAGCGAAUGGGAUAAAAACAGACUUACCGUAAUGGAGUCAUGGCUGGACCAGAAAUUGAAGAUAGAAGCCCAAUUUGGGAUCAAUUACGGUGAAAACAUUUCCAUCUACCUUUUAUCAGAAUUUGAGAGGAACAGCUGA
Molecule: messenger RNA, 4953 nt
Organism: Zygosaccharomyces rouxii
Lineage: Eukaryota; Fungi; Ascomycota; Saccharomycetes; Saccharomycetales; Saccharomycetaceae
Gene: CMR2
Product: Cmr2p
Exons: 1
Coding region: 1-4953 (1650 amino acids)
Cellular component (GO): cytosol
Source: RefSeq, a predicted model, not a curated record